Molecule: messenger RNA, 1579 nt
Organism: Cherax quadricarinatus
Lineage: Eukaryota; Metazoa; Arthropoda; Malacostraca; Decapoda; Parastacidae
Source: RefSeq, a predicted model, not a curated record
GGUGACAAGGCAAAUUCUUUAACGGUUCUAGUGGAAGCCGGUUACUAAACUUAGUUGGAGGUUGUGGGCGUCCCGCUCUUCAAGAGCUUGGCAAAGUGGCCCACCUGAUCUGAUUGGGAACUUCUAGUUCCUGUUUCUAUUUACAAAGAGUCUCUUGUUCCUUUUUCUUUCAUGGCCUAGCUUUGGGCAACAAAUUUUCCCCAUACAUCGGGAAGUCGGGCUCGAUAUUUCAUAAGCAGUCAGUGGCCUUGAUAAACCCAACAAACAAACAAACAACGAGGCAAAUUUAUUUUAUUUAAGAACUGCUCACACAUUGUGGGUCUAGGAUCGAUCCCCGGCACAAGUGAAACAUUGAACGUUUCCUUACACCUGCAUCUGUUCAUCUAACAAUGUAAAGAUGCCUGUGAAGUGCAACACAGGUUGCCAGAGGAAUGCUGUGCUGAAGAGACCUAAAACUGGAUAUGCGCUUUGUAAGGAAUGUUUUUUCUGGGCCUUUGAAGAAGAGGUGCAUCAUACUAUCACCACAGCAAAGCUCUUUACCCCAGGUGACUAUGUUGCCAUUGCAGCAUCAGGAGGAAAAGACUCUACAGUGUUGGCAUAUACAAUGAAGCUAUUAAAUGAUCGGUAUAAUUAUGGGCUGAAGUUAGUGUUGCUCUCUGUUGAUGAAGGAAUCACAGGUUACCGGGAUGAUAGCUUGGAGACAGUUAAGCGAAAUGAACAACAGUAUGAAAUCCCUCUCAAGAUAGUCUCUUAUGAGGAGUUGUAUGGAUGGACAAUGGACCGUAUUGUAAAGAAGAUUGGCCGAAAAAGUAAUUGCACAUUUUGUGGUGUGUUUAGAAGACAAGCAUUGGACCGAGGAGCAAGUUUACUGAAGGUUGAUAAAAUUGUGACUGGACACAAUGCUGAUGAUAUUGCUGAGACAGUCUUAAUGAAUAUUCUGCGAGGUGACAUUGCCAGACUUCAACGGUGUACUGCAAUAGUAACUGGUUCUGAAGGUGCAAUCCCAAGAUCCAAGCCAUUUAAAUAUACAUAUGAGAAGGAGAUUGUUAUGUAUGCAUAUUUUAAGAAGCUGGAUUAUUUCUCCACUGAAUGCAUUUAUUCACCAAAUGCUUAUCGUGGGUAUGCCAGAGCAUUCCUGAAGGAUUUGGAAAAGAUUAGGCCAACUUCCAUCAUUGAUAUUAUCCAUUCAGGCCUGGUUUUGUCAGAGAAGUGCAGCAUAUGUAACAGUGAGUGCUUCUCUGUGCGUGAGGGAGUUAAACUUCCAACUCAAGCAACAUGUGAACGUUGUGGCCACAUUUCUUCCCAGUCAGUAUGUAAAGCUUGUGUUCUCCUUGAGGGCCUUAACAAGGGCAAGCCAAGACUUGGCAUUGGUAAAACUUCUAAGGCCCGAGAACAUAUGGAGGAACUUGCAAUCAGCAAGCCUGAAAAUGAAUGCACGCAUGACUGUCAAACAUCUGUCAUUGAUUUAGACAGGCUCAAUCUUCAUGUUAAAAAUACAAAUUUGGAAUUUUGAUGACUGUUGAUUAUAGUAGAAUUUAGAAUGUUAUAUAAUGAUAAUAAAAAUUUUGACGAAUAUAAA